Dentiscutata heterogama is the source of this 418-nucleotide messenger RNA. Lineage: Eukaryota; Fungi; Glomeromycota; Glomeromycetes; Diversisporales; Gigasporaceae. The record is from the annotation of a GenBank genome assembly.
UGAAGAUGAAUUACUUUAUGGUGGAUCAAAGAAAUCUAUUCAUCUUGUUACUGGUCUUCUGGAAAUCGCAUUGGAACGUCGCUGGUUGCAAACCAGUACACGAUGUAUGGAAGUUUCUCAGUUUUUGGUCCAAGCUAUGUGGUUUCAAGAUAAUCCAUUAGUCCAAUUGCCAUAUGUGACUACUGAUGUUUUUAAAAUAAUGAAGCAAAGAAAAAAGAAUAUAAGGAGUAUAGUACAAUUGCGAAAAAUGAAGGACGAUGAUAUUAAAAAUAUCAUAAAAUUAUCAAAUGAUUCUGAAUACGAUAUACUUAAAAAUAUCGCUAAUCUCUAUCCCAUUAUGCAAAUUGAUGAUGCUUAUUUUAAAGUAACUGGAUAUGAUGUCAUCACACCUGGAUCUCUUGUUACAUUAGUGGUCAAA